Messenger RNA from Pichia kudriavzevii, 507 nucleotides. RefSeq lists its product as uncharacterized. Bases 1 to 507 code for a protein of 168 amino acids. Gene Ontology annotation, cellular component: mitochondrion. Gene Ontology annotation, biological process: folic acid-containing compound biosynthetic process; tetrahydrofolate interconversion. The record is from RefSeq and is a predicted model, not a curated record. NCBI's taxonomy places the organism in Eukaryota, Fungi, Ascomycota, Pichiomycetes, Pichiales, Pichiaceae. Gene Ontology annotation, molecular function: 5-formyltetrahydrofolate cyclo-ligase activity. The transcript has a single exon.
AUGAAUUUGCCCAACGGCGAAUUGCCAACACUUCCGUUAUUAGAACUCGCCUUCUCUCAGGGGAAAACAGUCUACUUACCACGUAUUGAACCUUUAUCGACUAAUAAUGACCCUCCUCGUUAUAAUGGCCAGAAAACAUGUCUUCAUUUUUUGAGGGUAGACUCUCUGCAAGAUGCUUUAAAUUUGCCGCCUCGUGGGAAAUACUCUAUACGUGAGCCGCCGCUCAUUGCCAACAGAGACGCGCUACCUACAAAAUCUCCCCUUGACUUGAUUGUGCUACCGGGCGUAGCUUUUACAUCUGAAGGUGGCAGAUUGGGACAUGGUGCCGGUUACUAUGAUGAUUUCAUCAAAAGGUAUAGAUCCCUUCAUAAUUUAACACCGACUCUUGUAGGUGUUGGUCUCCCAGAACAACUCUUGCCCGUACAUAAUAUACAACUGGAAGACCACGAUGAACAAUUGGAUUACGUCGUCAUUGCAGAUACAACCUUCUGCAGAUUUUGUAAGUAG